Messenger RNA from Aspergillus vadensis CBS 113365, 452 nucleotides. RefSeq lists its product as uncharacterized. The transcript has a single exon. The coding region runs from base 56 to 316 and encodes 86 amino acids. NCBI's taxonomy places the organism in Eukaryota, Fungi, Ascomycota, Eurotiomycetes, Eurotiales, Aspergillaceae. The record is from RefSeq and is a predicted model, not a curated record.
ACACAAACCCACCCCCCUCUCUCCCGGUCUUCUCCCUCCCCCCCCCCAGCCAGCUAUGGGUAGUGAGUGGAUGUUGUGUCGUCUGAUGUUUUCCCGCCAGCGGCCGAAAAUCAAUCUGAAAGGCUUGGAAAUUGCAAAAAAAAUGAACCCUGCAAUGCUUCGUUUCGGUCGACCCGUCUUGCAGCCUUGGAACGACCUAUCAGGUUCGGGGAACUGGAAUGACUUUUUUAUUUUUUUUUACGUCUUGGCUUUCUCUCAUGCAAUGGCAGGGCUGCAUGUUGUGGGCGGCGUAAGUUAUUUAUUUGAUUAUGUGUGAUGUAUUACGGCCGAAUGACGGCGUUCUUUUUUUUCGAGAAAUUUAUUUUUCUUUCUGAUUAGGUCUUCUUUCGGGGUUUCGGUUUUUGUUUGAUCACUACGUAUGUUUUGUUAGAAGGUGUCCAGUUAGAUCAAUU